UGACGACUCUGAUGUAUCACUGCCUUUUAUACUAUUUUCAUACCCUCACCUUCGUCAUGCAAAUACUUUCCUCGCCACAUCCUGCCUCCGGUGAGCUUUGGUCGAGAAGCCAUCUUACUCGCAGAUCGGGACAUGAUCUGAUUGCAAGCCAACAAGAAGCAGACUGUCGGGCAGCCCGAACGAUGACAGAGAUCAAAUCGUCUCUCUGUACUAUCAUCUGUCAAGACGUCCCGUGUCGAUCCAAGUCGGCUGCUCAGCUCUUUGUGUUUUUUCCGGGCCGCAUUCGGAAGAAGAUCCUCGCACACCAAAACACCUGUGCAGACGUCGACUGCUUGUAUACCCAGAUGUUUCGAAGAGUCUACAGACACGAAGUAAUUAGCGCAAAUGGCAGAUCCCGAUUCAAUCAUGGUAGAUGCACAGCCUGCUCCUCAACUUCGACACUACACCAUACCGGAUGCUCUUGAACCUCCAUGCAAGUGGGAUGCCCGCACGAACCUGCCUGUCAUCGAAAGAUGGGCAGAUGUGCGCAAGAAUCUCACUGCGAGAAUACACCCAGAUUAUACUGGCUUCGAUGUGCGAGAGAUCAAUCACGCCGACCCGACAGGAAUGGGCAGGCGCCACAUCCAUGACUGGCCUGCGUCAUUUCCACUGGGACCUCCAAGCGAAGCGCCCGACUAUCAUCCCAUCCUCGAGAAGUAUGGACUGAAGAUCUUGAACAGAGCUGGUUUCAUCAACAAUAAUCUUUGGAAAGAGGACGCUAUCGUAGGACCCAGCGGCGUACUUGCCUUUGCCCCGUUCAGGAACCCAGGUGUUGACGAAGACGAAAUGUUACAUCCUAUACUCAGACGUGACAAGCCGAUGGGCUUUGAUGGAACCUUCAUUACGUCUAGCUACAGCUAUAUUGGACGAUCCAAAGACAUUAGCCUACUUCUACGCGCUUGGCAUGCCCUCCGACUAGAUGAAGUCUUCGGUAGACCCCUACAAUAACGGCAGGAAUUGCAAGGAAAUGGACCCGAUAAGACCGUUGAACCCUCAAGAGCUGGAAGAUACUUUUAAGAAACUCGUUGAUCUUCGCCAAUGGACUGGGUGGAAUCUAUCUGAUGAAAUACGAAUCUCAUCCU
Aureobasidium subglaciale EXF-2481 is the source of this 1121-nucleotide messenger RNA. RefSeq lists its product as uncharacterized. The record is from RefSeq and is a predicted model, not a curated record. Lineage: Eukaryota; Fungi; Ascomycota; Dothideomycetes; Dothideales; Saccotheciaceae. Bases 385 to 987 code for a protein of 200 amino acids. The transcript has a single exon.